CCCGAGGACCGCGUUGAACCUGAAAUUCAUAAAAAAAUUUGAUAUUGGGUAAUCUGCGAUUGAAAUACUUACCGAUGACACUGUUUCGUUGACUCCUUCCCCAAGGACCGCAUUGAACCUGUAGAUGAUUGAAUAAAUUGCAUGCUAAUGGCAUGAUCUGGGUAAGUUUGAUGAGAAAUUAUAGAUACAGUGUGUGUAUUCGUACGAGUAUUUGCGCUUUUCAUUUGUAAUGGUUUUUGUAUGAAUUUUCCCCUCUUAAACUCUGCGGAUUUGUAGGAUUCAUUCUCAAACAAUUUUUUGAACUAUUUCAGAGCUCAUGUCCAAUCCUCUUGCGGAGGUUACGCAUCAUUUCGAGGUCAAUUGGUUUGAAAAUUUAAAUGUAAUAGCUCAGCUCUUGAUAGGGCACUACGACACGUUGAAGAAGGACCGGCCAAUUGAUCCGGAAGUUGUGGCGGAGGUAGCGGCUGAGUUUUAUAAAAACAAUGAUAAUAGAAACAGAAAACUCAUGCGAUCAUUUAUCAAAUGUCAUCGAUUAAAAAUUAUUCAAAUAAUAGAAAAGCAGUUGGAAAAUUUAAAUUCAAACGAAACCGGAUCGGUGGCGAGAGGGGGUCAUGAAGAUUUGGACAGAGAAAAUCGGAAAACAUCCAUGGAAUCCGAUUCCCAGAAAAGUGAUUCCGUCGGGAGUGUGGGUGUGGAGAACCCCAAUUUCUCCGUCGCCCAAAAUGGCGAUAUUAAUCGGUUGUCCGGAGCGACGGAGGAAAUGGAUGGCUCGGGGAUGCUACCCACGACACCAAGAGCGCCGACGCCAAAGGAGUCGGGCGAAGUCGACGCUUUUAGUGACGUGGGUGCGGAGAGCCCCAAUGCCUCCGUCGCCCAGGAUGGCGAUAUAACUAGGUCGUCCGGAACGACGGAGGAAAUGGAUGGCUCGGGGAUGCUACCCACGACACAAAGAGCGCCGACGCCGAAGGAGUUGGGCGAAGUCGACGCUUUUAGUGACGUGGGUGCGGAGAGCCCCAAUGCCUCCGUCGCCCAGGAUGGCGAUAUAACUCGGUUGUCCGGAGCGACGGAGGAAAUGGAUGGCUCGGGGAUGCUACCCACGACACCAAGAACGUCGACGCCGAAGGAGUCGGGCGAAGUCGACGCUUUUAGUGACGUGGGUGCGGAGAGCCCCAAAUUCUCCGUCGCCCAAGAUGGCGAUAUAACUCGGUUGUCCGGAGCGACGGAGGAAAUGGAUGGCUCGGGGAUGCUACCCACGACACCAAGAACGUCGACGCCGAAGGAGUCGGGCGAAGUCGACGCUUUUAGUGACGUGGGUGCGGAGAGCCCCAAAUUCUCCGUCGCCCAGGAUGGCGAUAUUACUCGGUUGUCCGGAGCGACGGAGGAAAUGGAUGGCUCGGAGAUUCUGCCCACACAACCGACGGAAUCAGCGAACAAAUGGAUGGACUCCGAAUUUUCAAAAGUUGUUCCGACCCAAAUCGACGAUGUUCCUUCCUCCUCUCUUCCGGCAAAAACAAAAAUGAAAAAAAAGACGCAACAGCAUCGAAUUGCUUCUGGCAUCGCAGGAGAUGGAAAAUGCUGAAAUUGGGAAUGCAAUUAUAUCACAAAGCCGAACUCGAAAAAAAAGGAAAAAAUAAAAUAGUAAAAGCCAUUUAUUUUCAAACCGAUA
Messenger RNA from Venturia canescens, 1666 nucleotides. RefSeq lists its product as uncharacterized. The transcript is spliced from 2 exons. Bases 317 to 1579 code for a protein of 420 amino acids. Lineage: Eukaryota; Metazoa; Arthropoda; Insecta; Hymenoptera; Ichneumonidae. The record is from RefSeq and is a predicted model, not a curated record.